Cicer arietinum (chickpea) is the source of this 1274-nucleotide messenger RNA. Its product is annotated as homeobox protein knotted-1-like 6. The record is from RefSeq and is a predicted model, not a curated record. Gene Ontology annotation, molecular function: DNA-binding transcription factor activity, RNA polymerase II-specific; DNA binding. NCBI's taxonomy places the organism in Eukaryota, Viridiplantae, Streptophyta, Magnoliopsida, Fabales, Fabaceae. Gene Ontology annotation, cellular component: nucleus. Gene Ontology annotation, biological process: regulation of DNA-templated transcription.
AAUACUUAAAAAGCUACGGAAUUGUUGAUUAACUAUUAGUAUUUGUAUUCCGUGUCCUUUAUAUUUUUUUCUUGAAGAAGAAGAAGAAGAAGAAGCUGUCAUAGUUACAGACUGAAAGAAGCAAGAGAAAAUUCCUACAAAGAACUGAACGCUGCGUUUUUGCGUCGCGGUCAUGGAGGAAAUGUACGGAGUACCGUCGACGGUGGAAUACGCCGACAAAUCCCUGAUGACGCCGGAGAAUCUGAUCUUCGCGGCGGACUACCACAGUUUCCUCAUGUCUACUUCAUCCGCUAACCGGAUUCCUAUGUUCGGAUCCGACGAUAUCUUCUCGGCGGAACCCUCAUCAGCCGCAAUUCAAGAUGACGUGGCAUCUAGCGUUAUGAAAGCUAAAAUCGCUUCUCACCCUUACUACCCUCGCCUCCUCCAAGCUUACAUCGAUUGUCAGAAGGUUGGUGCUCCUCCUGAAAUCGCGCGUUUGUUAGAGGAAAUCAGUAGAGAAAAUGAUCAGUAUAAGAGAGACGUUGUUGUUUCCACGUGCUUUGGAGCCGAUCCCGAGCUUGACGAAUUUAUGGAAACUUACUGCGACAUGCUUGUGAAGUAUAAAUCAGACCUUACUCGUCCUUUUGACGAAGCAACAACGUUCCUCAACAAGAUUGAAACGCAACUCAGUCAUCUCUGUACUGGUGCUUCAGUUCCCACUCCUUCUGAUGAUGGUGGUGCAUCUUCGGACGAAGAUGUUAGUACUGGAGAGGGUGAUUUUCAAGAUGGACAAUCAAGGGGGGAAGAUCGUGAGCUCAAGGAUAGGCUUUUACGCAAGUUUGGGAGUCACAUUGGCACUUUGAAAUUGGAGUUUUCAAAGAAAAAAAAGAAGGGUAAGCUUCCCAAGGAAGCAAGACAAACACUACUUCAAUGGUGGAAUGUUCACUACAAAUGGCCUUACCCAACGGAAGCUGAUAAGAUUGAACUGGCCAAGUCAACAGGGCUAGAUCAGAAGCAAAUUAACAAUUGGUUUAUUAAUCAAAGAAAACGUCAUUGGAAACCAUCUGAGAAUAUGCAGUUUUCUACGAUGGAAAAUUUUACCGGAAGGUUCCUUGGUGAAGAAUGAGAUGGAUUUCCAUGACAUUCUCCAAUGUAUAUGUAUAUUCCUGGGUAAUUAUUGCUGCUAUUAUAUUUUGUAAAUGCUUAAUUAAAAAGCAGAUUACUGACCGUAAACUGCAUAUUCUUGCUGAAUAACUGCUGACGUUAUGAAUGAAUGUUUAUACUUUUUUCUCGCA